This is a messenger RNA of Temnothorax curvispinosus, 2119 nucleotides long. RefSeq names its product ELMO domain-containing protein 2. Lineage: Eukaryota; Metazoa; Arthropoda; Insecta; Hymenoptera; Formicidae. Gene Ontology annotation, molecular function: GTPase activator activity. The transcript has 2 exons. Bases 263 to 1201 code for a protein of 312 amino acids. The record is from RefSeq and is a predicted model, not a curated record.
AGGCGGAAAGAUAUAAAGACACACAUAUAUCGACGACAAUCGACGUCAAGCGCAUAAUGCAAUAUUGAUAUAAAUUACACUGCCUGUGCGGUUUAUUCGGAGGGUGAAACGCUCGGGAGGAGGAGAGAAAGAAGCGAGAUGAAAACGAAUCGUCGGGAUGAGACGACGACCGGCCACGGUACAGGUUAACACGGCGGUGAUACGGCGCUUUUAGAGUGACGCUUCUUGACAGACAAUCGUCGCGAUCCUCGUCCGGGCAGGCAUGUUCAGGUACUUCUGGGCUCUGGUGUGCUGGUACUUCAGGCGCCUGAUAAAAUGGUUCUUGCGCCACACCACGCAGAUGUGCGAGCUGCAGAGGAUCUGCUACGGACAGCCGUCCGGGGCGCCGCGCGCUUUUGCCGUCGAGGAGACCCUCGGGCAGUCGCGCGACGCGAACAUCAGGACCCUCGUCGCGUACCUCAACGACAUCGCCGAUCACCGUGGAAUAACGACGAGAACCGAGCGUAAGAUUCUCGAGGAUGCCAUCAGGACCGUGCUGGUGACCAAGAAGAUCAAUCCCACGGCGCAUCCAGACUUCGCCAAGUCGUUCGGCAAGUGCGUGGAGCUGAUCUGGGGCUACCGUCAGCUCUGCGUCGAGUGCGAGGAGCUCAGGAAGAUGCCGUACAGCGCGGAUAAUCCGGAGCACGAGCAGAAGCUGCUGAAACUGUGGAACCUCCUGAUGCCGUACGAGCCACUGGAUGCGAGGGUGACCAAGCAGUGGCAGGAGAUCGGCUUCCAGGGGGACGAUCCCAAGACGGAUUUUCGUGGGAUGGGAAUCCUGGGAUUGGAGAAUCUCGUUUAUUUUGCUCAAGAAUAUCCUAGCAUGGCCACGCACGUAUUGUCCCAUUCGAAUCAUCCGCGUUACGGAUACGCAUUCGCUAUAGUCGGUAUAAAUCUCACGAGCAUGGCUUUGAAAUUGCUGAGGGACGGCAGCGCUAAGACUCAUAUAUAUAAUUCCUCCAAGACCCUGCCGACGAUUCGUGCCUUUCAUCAGUUUUACUGUUAUCUAUUUUAUGAAUUUGACGGAUUUUGGAUCGAGUCCAAGCCUAGUAAUAUGAUGGAAUUCUCGUCGAUACAAGAAAAGUUUGAAAACAGUAUCAGAAUGGCGUUAGCUAAUACAUCAACGGUUUUCAGGAUAAAUGUGGCGGUUGACAAUAUUUAAUACGAAAUACAAAUUGCCUUUUUAUUUGUAAGAAACAAGACCAAAAUGGCUAUAUAAGGAAUAAGUACAAUUUUUAGACUAGCAUAUAGGAAACUUAUUUUUUGUUGUAUAUUUUCACAAUAUUGGCUUUGUUGUGAUAUUUAAAAUGGCAUUUAAGUUAACAAUUGACUUCUACGUUAUAGAUAUCUUUGCUUUUUUUUUUAAGUAAUAUAAUGUUAGUGGUAUCUUGAUGUAAUAUGUGUUUUAUUAUAGUUCCAUUUAAUAAAUGGCUAUACGUUCCUAUACGUUUAGCUGUUUCCUUAAUAUGUAUUUAUACGUAAAGUAUAACGCUUGUCACGUAUGUGAUGCGUUAAGUUGCUUAACGAAAUUAGAGCUACUGUGUAUAACAUGUAUUGAUUUCAAUAAUUUUAUCGGAGUAAUUUUUAAAUAUUGUCAACAAAGCGAGAAAGAGAGCAAAUCUACAUUACACUAAUGAAGUUUGAACUUCAGUCCCAAAAAUAGAUUUGCUAUUGAAUAAUUUACGAGGUCAUCAGGUCAUCACAAUAUCGUGCCUCAUGAAUUUUAUUCUUUAAAUAAUUCAAAGCAUAUUUAGAAUAUUAUAAAACUUAAAGAAAAGAUAUUGAGCUUGACAAGUCAUUGUAUCACGGAAGAACAAUGAUGCUUUUAGAAAGUCACAACACUAGAAUUUAUUAUAUACGCGCAAAUUACAUAGGUAAGGUUUAGAAUAUCACUUUUAAGUAAUUAUGAAAGUAAAUUGUCAGAUGUGUUCGAUAUAGAAUUGUUUUCAGUUUAUACCGUUAUUGCACAUUAAAAGUGGCUUAUACAAAAAUUGGAAUCUGAAGAUUAGUUUUCAAUUUUUAGCAUCAAAGAUAUAUUUCUGUAAAAAAUUUAUAACAAAUAUUCUUGUACAAUUUGAUU